AAUUGGAAAAGUUGCAAUGUAAAAGUCAGCAAUUAUCAAAACCCCUUGCAGUGAAAACAAAGUCUCUUAUUCGUAAAGAAAGAGAGUGUGAAGGAUCAAAUUUGAAGCAAAAAGAAAUAGGAUUUUUAAAAUCAUUUUGCAACGAUGAUACUCAAGCUUCGACAUCGUAUACACAAAAAAAUCGUCUAAACGAUGAAACAUUAAUUGACGAUUAUCAUUACGAAAAUUGUCAUAGUAGUGAGAAUGUAUUAAACGAUUCAUCAGAUAUAUUGAGUACUGAAGAAGAUAAUAUAAGAGAGAGUUCUGCAUUAAGGGAAUGUGAAAAUAUUAAAAAAAAAUCGAAGAAAAGUAGUAACAAUCAGAACGAAUUAAAUAAAAUUUCAUGCACUUUAAGUCAAUUUACAUCACUUCAAAAUACGGAUUUGAAAGAACUGUUACUAAACUUUAUAGAUGGACAAAUUAUUGUAAAAUUUUAUGAGAAGCAUAACGUACUCGAUGAAACCAAGCGUAGAAAAUUGACUGAACUUCUUAUUACUCAAUUUAUGUUUCAAAAAUCUGAAAACGGGAUAGAAAUAGUUCGUUUGACAAAUGCCGAUUUUGACAUUUUAUCACAAAAGAUCAGGAACUUGUUUCCAAAUGAGCGACAGGCAUUUUAUUAUGUACCACCAAAAUCUGAAGGACCAUCUCAAAAAAUAUCAAAAGGAAAAUUACCAGAUUUUUAUCGAAAUAAACUUGAUGAAUGUCGACAAAUUGGACUUAUACAGAAGAAACGAAAGAAAACUGGCGAGGACAUUGAUGAACUAGAUAUUGAUUCAAGCAUUAAUCCUGAAGCUAAGCGUGUUUGCAAAACACACCUGCAGUGGUUACGAUACAAUACAGCACCUUGGUCGUGUGUCAAAGAACAUUGGAAUGGAUCUCGUGAAUUAAGACAAAGUUUCAUAAAACAACAUGAAGGAAGCGUUUCUGAUAUUUUUAAUGAAUAUCCAGUACUAAAACAAGAAUUCGGUUACAUGCUGUUGGAUAUUGAUUACGAUGCUUUAAUCGAUGAAAAAUCAAAUAUUUACAACGAGUGGCCUGAUUUGUCUAAGAAAUUAGAAACAUUACUGGAAAAUCGAGUCAUAAAAGAUAAAACUUUUGCUAAGCAACUGGAAGAAAUCCAACUAUACAAAGAAGGAGAUGAACAUAGAGAUGCUGCAUUGCUUUUUUUAAUACCUGUGCUGUGUCCUUCUAAUGCGCGACUCAGAAUCUCAGGAGGAAACAAGAUAUGGCGACCUACUAUAGCGGAAUCAAUGGAUGCUUUUAUUUGUCAUAUUAAAAUCCCAGGAGAGUUGGAAAAAGUAAAACGUCGAAGACAAGAAAGAGCCGCUAAACUAAAAGACACUGUACAGCCAUAUAUAAUUGUAAUAGGCCCACAAUUAACUGCAAUUGAGGCUUUUUAUAUCAUCAUUGAUGAUAUUAUGUAUAAAAUGGAAAAUGUGUUAAAGGCUGUUGACAUCCUAUAUAAGAUUUUUCAAGUUCUCAACGUCAAGUACCCACCUGCCUGUGAACAGGUUUGGCUAUUUAUACAAAAAUAUAUUUAUGGGCGAACAACAAAAUGGGAUAAAUAUGAUAAAUCUGUGAUGAAUCUAAUUGAUCAUUUGAACAGAAUUUAAAAAAGUAUAAAGUAUGAUGUUAAU
Messenger RNA from Temnothorax curvispinosus, 1676 nucleotides. RefSeq lists its product as uncharacterized. The coding region runs from base 543 to 1652 and encodes 369 amino acids. The transcript has 8 exons. NCBI's taxonomy places the organism in Eukaryota, Metazoa, Arthropoda, Insecta, Hymenoptera, Formicidae. The record is from RefSeq and is a predicted model, not a curated record.